Solea solea (common sole) is the source of this 1963-nucleotide messenger RNA. RefSeq lists its product as uncharacterized. The record is from RefSeq and is a predicted model, not a curated record. The coding region runs from base 106 to 843 and encodes 245 amino acids. Lineage: Eukaryota; Metazoa; Chordata; Actinopteri; Pleuronectiformes; Soleidae. The transcript has 7 exons. Gene Ontology annotation, biological process: positive regulation of hippo signaling. Gene Ontology annotation, cellular component: plasma membrane; cell junction.
CCCUCUCCUGCAUGAAGCUGCAGUAUAUGAGAGGGUCUCCUGGGUCCAGCUUCACUGCAGUGUAGAGAAAGGCACAGCGUCUGUUUCAGUACGAUGCGAUAAAGGAUGGUGCACCAAGAGAAACGCAUUUACCAGGCCCAGAGGAAUGAGAGAGAGUGCAUCAGGCAGAAACUCGCCCUUGGCAGUUUCUAUGACGACGAGCCCGUCAUCUACACCAGCUGCAGCAAGAAUGGUCCUUCCUCUCGGCUGCAGCAGAGUGGGGUGAACCUGCAGGUGUGCUUCGUCAAUGACAGCAAUAGUGACAAAGACAGUGAUGCAGAGGACAGCAGGACAGAAACCAGUCUGGACACACCGUUGUCACCUGUGAGCAAGCAGAGCUCCUCAUUGUCAGACCGUGACACAGCGGAGGAGGACUCAGACCCGUUAGAUGACUGCAGCGGGUUCUGGCAGGUGCAGCGGAGACUGCAGGAGGAGGCCAAAGUGGCUCUGGCUCUGGCUCGACCCAUGGCUCGCAUGCAGGUCGAGGUGGAGAGGCAAAUCCAACUGCACAGACGUUCACCAGUGGCUGACUUGCUUCCCCAUUUGCCUCACAUCAACGAGGGCUUGAUGAAGAGGACUUUGAGGCGAGGAGACAUGAGAGACAUGAGUCUUGGACAGCUGCAAGUCAUCACAAACGACUUACACUCACAGAUUCAGAGUUUAAAUGAAGAGCUUGUGCAGCUGCUGCUGAUGAGGGAUGAGCUGCAUGUGGAGCAGGACGCCAUGUUGGUGGACAUAGAGGACCUCACCAGGCACGCUCACAGCCACCAUCGUCACCAGGCAGAGAAAUCUCUCUCGAAAUGAAACACCCACGCCACCCCCCCCCCCACCCAACAUGUGUCCGUCUGCACGUCAUCCGCCCUGCUGCACCAGUGUUACUCAUGUAACUCCAUCUGUGCUGUUCCUAAAGAGCUGAAUACGGCACAAAUAGUUAUUAUCACAUACGCAGUUGUGUUGCACUAUACAGGAUGUUGUUGAAGGGCAGAGGAGAGCGCUGCUUUCACACACAGCUGGGGUGGUGCAGGCUUUUCACUUCCACUCAGCAUGAUUAAUCACAGCACAUUCCAGAGAAUGGAAACUCUUGACUUAGUUCCAUCCCCAACACUGAUUUACCUCUUGAUUGAUUUUGCACAGUACACUCAUGUAUGCCAGUGUGGACUCAAAAUGAAGAAGUGUCCAGUCUUCUCUACAUUGGCCCCCGUUCACCAGUUUCACUAGAAGCACUGUCAUCACCUUUUAGCACGGGAAUUUACCGUCUGAGCAACACAAAACAAACAAAGGAAUAAAUAACAUGAUGCAGCUUAGCUUCACCGGUCUUGAAAAGAUCAUACUCAAUUGGCUGUGACAGUUUCCACCAACCUGCUUUAAAUGCUGUAUGUAUUUAAAAAAACAAAAAACAAAACUUGAGCGUUUUGGAAACAUUUGUAUUCGUCAAAUGCGGUGGUGACACUAGAUACUCAACCAAAUGAGACGUGGGUUCAAAAAUGAUUUGGGCUCCACACAUAGAGAAAGAGACUGAGGAAGCAUAACUGAACGGCAUGCUGACAUGAACAGCCUCUUAAUAAAAAUAUGCAACUAUGUGAUUUUUGCUAUGCUCAAUUUACCAAUGCUCAUCAAAGUUGAACAUGAAGAAAAAAUAAAAGUAUAAGACAAAUAUAUUAAUAACCUAAAAUAAGCUAUAUCUAUUUUGUGUGUUUAAAAGGUUUAUGGACAUACCGUAUGUAAAUGGUGAACUUUAUUGAAAGGACAAGCCUUGUCGUCUCUCUGUGUUUAAGUGUGUUCACUAGAAGCUUUUCAAGAAUGUCAAUCAAUCAACACAAAGGGAUCUUUCAAUUCCUAUUGUUUGCUCCAUGAAUUGCUCUGUCAACGUUCCGUAUAAUGAUUGUAUAAUGAUUGUAAAAAAUAAAAAGGAUAAAUAAAUGUU